UUCGCCCAAUACCGAAAGAAACGUCACUAAUAUGCGGAAAAAAGUAUUAUUUAAUUAAAACUAUUAAUUCGGGUGCCCAAAAAAAAAAUUGAGGUCGAGUUGAAUGAUGACCAUUUGCGUCUUCAAUUCCGAUCGCUGAAGCUUAAAACCGAAAACGACAAAACUAAAUGUGUGUCGGUUUCUCGCCAGCAGGAUGAAAAAACUAUUUUCAAAAAUCGAGACGAAAAUCGACAACACUUCCAAGGAAAGCAGCACGGUAGUGGGCAAAGUGUUUACUGUCGGCCGACAAACUGUGACCGUCGAGGAAGUGUUGGCAGAAGGUGGUUUCGCCAUCGUCUACCUCGUGAAGGGCAACAACGGCGUUCGCUAUGCUCUUAAACGAAUGUACGUCAAUAAUGAGCAAGACCUUAAUGUCGCCAAACGCGAAAUUCAGAUAACUAGUAGCUUGAACGGGCACAAAAAUAUAAUUGGCUAUGUGGAUUCUAGUUUAACUGCAACUGGCGGCGGGGUCUAUGAAGUGCUUCUCCUGAUGCCUUAUUGUUCUGAUAAUGUUUUCAGUCUGAUGAAAGCCCGUGGCAAGCCCAAUUUUACAGAGGGCGAAGUUCUAACCAUAUUCUGUGAUAUUUGCGAAGCGGUGUCCCGGUUGCAUCACUGCAAAACUCCCAUUAUUCAUAGAGAUUUAAAAGUAGAAAAUAUUUUGGUAGGGGACAAUGGUAACUAUGUGCUGUGUGACUUUGGUUCGGCCACUGCGCGGGUACUGAAUCCGACUGACAAGGGGGUCGCUGUAGUAGAAGAAGAAAUCAAGAGAUACACGACUUUGAGCUACAGAUCACCUGAAAUGGUGGACAUGUAUUGCGGCAAGCCGAUAUCGACAAAAGCCGAUAUUUGGGCCCUAGGUUGCCUGUUAUACAGGCUUUGUUAUUUCUCUCUACCUUUUGGGGAAAGUACAUUGGCAAUUCAAAGUGGAAACUUUUUCAUUCCAGACAACUCUCGGUAUUCCAGGGGCGUGCAUCAGCUCAUUUGUUUUAUGUUGGAGCCUGAUCCUGAUAAACGUCCGGAUAUAUAUCAAGUCAGUUGCGUAGCGUUUCAAUUGCUAGGAAAGGAAAACCCGGUUAAAAACUUAAUGAAAUCCCCGACGCCUAACCUAGAAGAUCUGCCCGUGCCUCUGUUCGAAUCCGAACACAAGAAAGCGAUUCAAAUCAAGCCGGGCCUAAACAAAUCCUCGACCGUCAUGCCCCCCGCGGUGGAGGGGACGAGCGUGAUGCCGCGGCAACGUCCCAAGGGAACCGCGGCGGCACCCCUCACCUUGAACAGUAUCCCGUUGACGAUCAGUCCAAGUCCCGGCUCGAAAAAGUCCCAGAGCCCCAUCGCGACCGUAUCUGCCCCAGGUAGCGGCGUUUCUUACGGUUCCGCCUUUCCGACACCUACCAGCUUUCCCGGUGAUUAUUUUCCGCAAACGCAGCAACCGUUCGAUGCCCUUUUCCAGUCGUCCAUCUAUCCCGAUCCUUUCCGAGAUGACCCGUCGUCAGGGUCGCCCGCGGAGGCGGUAGUCAAUGUGACGUCACCCGGAUCCGGAGAGAACCAGCUGUUCGGAUCCGGUAACCUGGGACGUCAGUCGUCCGGAUCGGGGUUUACAGAGUCGACGAACUUUAUAUCUACAACUACACCUCCGUCGUCCCCGACGCUGUCGGUCCCGAAAGGUCACAGGAGAAACAUGAGCGAUACCACUGCUUUCAACAAGGUAUUCGCAAGUGAAACGACCCUAUUCUUGGCCCCGUUCGAGUCGUCCAUUAAGCCAAGACCCCGCGAUUCCCCUACCCAAGCUUGUACCAACGAAGUUACGAAACAGAUGGCGCCAAUGGGCAGCUCCGCCUCUACGACCGACGUGAGUCAGCCGUUGGGCGCAGACAGCAGAUCUCUUUCGGCUGACGUGGCGGAUUGGAACCCGUUUGAGGAACCCUCCUCGUUUGGUCACUUAACAGAGGACCAUAUUUUUGGCGCGGAAUUUGACCGGAUCAGAAGGGGCAGUCAGAGCAGUAUUCAAGGGACGAUGUCGACGGGAGAGCAGCCGGUUAUAGAGGACCCGUUCGGUGGGGCACCUUUCAGCCUGCCGGCGCGGCCACGCGGCAAGCCGUCAAAGGCGCGGUUGCAGUCCUCAGCUUACGCGGCGAAAAACGUUCCGGAACCUCUAAUAGAGGAAAGCGCGACCGACAAUUAUUCGCCGGAAAGGCAGGUCUUCUCGUCGGAGGGCGAAGCCCCCCUAAUAACGACCGAGACCGAGAGCGACCUAGACACGUCCCCGUCGUACGUAAAACCUCCCUUGGAGAAUAGGUCCAAAUACGAGAAACUCAUCCAAGGCGUAUACGACGCCAGUUCGGAUAGUAGCGACCACGAAAACGCUAAUAAUAAACCGAAAAAGAAACGCAAAGCGAAUAUCACGGAAAAGUCGCUUGUCAAGGGUUCCCACCCGAAAGGGGUGGAGUCGGACGACGAUUCCAUAGGUUCGGCGAGCGAUUUGAGGUUAGACGAUGACAUAGUGCCGGCUCCGAUACUUACCGGCGAGACCGUGAGUCAGAGUAUAAAAACCUGCGGGUCGUCUGCGUAUCACGCGGAAUGCGAAAGUAUGGCAGCUCCGGACGAGGAUAGUGACGGUAGAAUGAUUAAGGCAAAACAAAAGCGCGGCGUCAAAAUGGCGGCCGCGCCGUCGGAGGAUAUGCUGUUUAUUGGACACCAGUAUGGCGAUCGACCUUUGCUAAUGGACGACGAGCUGGAUUCCGAUUGCGAGGUCCAAACCGGACCGAAAUGGUCCAAGGACAAAGGUCCGACGGCGGGUUUGUGGAUACCGCCUUCGAGUAGCUUUGAAGAUCACGCGGACGUGUUCGCGAUGGCGCCGUUCGGUAGAACGAGGACCAGGAAGGUCAACCAAAAGCCAAAACUCGCAGCCAAGACUUGCUUAAAUCCGUUUCUAUCGCCGGACUUUCAUACCAGCGACCAACUAGUGGACGUUCCGCCCACUAUUAGCUCGAAUAUCAGCGUGCAUAAAACACCAUCUCUGAAUUUCGAAUCUAAUUUUAACAAUUGCAAUACUUUGAUCGUCUCGGAUCCGGGUUUUAAGUUCCCCGCGUUGGAAGAGUAUGCGAAACUCAAAAAGGAUAAGAGAAAAGAUAAAGAGCAGAAAUCCAAAUACUGCCUAAUGGAUGACAGUGUCUCGGACGAGACCAGUAAUCUGACUUCCCCAAAGCUUAUAAGGAUUGCGAAAACGUCCGGCGGCUCGAAGAAAUCGAGCCAAAAAUCGAAGAGAACGCCAACGAAAUUGAGGCUGGAUGAGGGAUUUAGCAACAUGAGCUUCGAAGACUUUCCCUCCGACGAUCGGGAGGUUAUCCACGACUCGGAACUGCCAUUUGAGGUGGUCCGCAGCCCAGAGCAGGAGGAUGGAAGACGCCCGAUAGACGUUAAAAGAAAAGCGAACCCGUUCUAUCAUAAUGUUUGAUUUAUGUCCCCUCCAGAGAUUCGUCUUCGGUUUUGGUAAGGAAAAAUGGCUGUAAUCGUUUAAUACGGAUGUAUAGGAUUUAGGAGAGAAAAUAGUUUUUCUAUAUAGAGUAUAUCAUAGAGUAUUUUUAACUCACCGUUGCAGACUAUCCCAGCUUAAAUAGGACGCUGUUGUAGCGAAAACUUUUUUUUUGUUUCGACAGGUUUAUAUUUUUCACGUUUAUGCUUAUUAUUUCUCAAAUCGAUCGAUUCCUUCUUAUCCCAGCAGUAUUAUUAACACUGAAAUUGUGAUUACAAAUAUACUAUUUUCACUCAACUGGCAUCUUUACAUUUUCGUUCUAUCCUACGCAAUCGAUGCACCCUCGUAUGCGCCAUCAGGACACCGCUAUAGCAUACGAAAGAGCGUAAGUGUAAAGCUACCUAUUCCACAAAAAUAUAUUUAUGACCGCGUCAUUUAAGAAUUGACGUUAUGUUAAUUGAAAUUGCCUUGAAAUGUAAUUUUGUAAUAAGAUUUAUUUAAAAAUAAAGAUAUAUAUACACCAUGUACGUUAUUGAAAAUAAUGUUGAUUGUAACUUUUUUCUCGCUUUCUAAUACUGUUAUUUCUUCGCAUAGAGCUUUAACACAAAACUGCUGCAGUGAAUAUUGUGUGCCUCGUUUGCGCUUUAAUAUGCAGGGUGUUUUAAAAAUGGCAUGGCAUUAUUUAAUGAGCAAAUCUCGUCACCAGCCUGGGCACGAAAUGAGCAUUUUGUUGGUGAAAUUUGGAUAGAGGUUCCAUCUUCUGUCCCAGGUUGAAAAUCAUCAUGGCAAUCUUGUUGACAGCCGCUCUAAAUAGCUCAGCUGCUGCAGCCGAACCAGUCCCUAAUCACCAAGUUUCCUCUUUUUGAUUUUUAUAAGAAUUUCCGACUCACAUCUCAUCCUUUUGAGAUCAUUUCUGUCCAUGAUAUCUGCAAAAUCCUUCUGUAAUACCAGAGGUCAAACACAAGUCCGUGUUGGUAAAGAACUUUUCAAGCCUAACAAACGCUGAUCGUGCAGUUUCAAUUCAUAAUUUUAUUUCUUUGGUCUGAUCUACGUUUGAAGUUAUUCCCAAGUACUUGUACGAGUCCACUCUUUCAAUGUUCAUGUUGUUUACUACUAUAUAGAUAUUUAUGCUUGGUGAUUUAGUAAUGAUCAUAAAUUUAGUUUUGUUAAGGUGGAUCUUUGGACCAUAUUCAUUGCAGCAUGUAUUUAUUCGAUUCAUUAGGUUUUGCAAGUUGACGAUGCUAUCUAAAAAAGUAUUAACACUGGCCGGCCACUUUGUUCUGUAAUAUGGAUUGGUGAUAAUACUGACGAAAUUUGUUUCCUCAGUAGUCUUUAGAAUCCAUUUAUACUUUAGAAGAUAAGAUUUUAUCUAACUUCAACUUUGGGGUUCAAAAAUAUUAAGGGGUGUCACACUCCUUUUGCCUUGGUUCUGUUAUGGAUUUUUGUUGAAAUCAGUUGGUACAAACAACAAAGUAAAAAACUAUUGUUAUAAAUAUAAAUUUAAUACUAGACCUAUCUUAGCUAAGUACACUUGGCAAUAAUUGCUUAAACUGGCAAUUAAACAAAAAAGGUGAUAUUGACAAAUUGGUGCUUAUAAAACACUAAAUAAAUGGCAAGAUUCCAGCAUCUUCCCCCAUUACUAAAAAUUUAGUGAUUAAUGCUAGAAUUUUGCAAAUAAAUCU
Molecule: messenger RNA, 5190 nt
Organism: Cylas formicarius (sweet potato weevil)
Lineage: Eukaryota; Metazoa; Arthropoda; Insecta; Coleoptera; Brentidae
Exons: 9
Coding region: 194-3490 (1098 amino acids)
Biological process (GO): protein phosphorylation
Molecular function (GO): protein kinase activity; ATP binding
Source: RefSeq, a predicted model, not a curated record